UCCUAACCACAGAUUUACUGCUAAUGACAGUGUCCCACUUCAAAUUAUAUCUAAUGGCGGCAUAUAACCCGGUUACAAGCCGGUUUGAAAAAUAAUCCAAACAAAUCUUCCUGUACGAACAUUAUCUUAUCCGAUGAGAAGCUUGAUUGAUCUAAAUUGUUAUCAAUGUAUGUGAACAAAAGGGGAGACCUCAAUGACUUUGUGCCGUUUUUGCAACGACCUCAGCCUACCCAUCAAGUAGUCAUACAUCGAAAAGUAUGAGAGCGGAAUUUUCGUUCGUUUUGUUGGUGCUGUUUGCGUUUUUGGAUAAUGUGGAAAUGAGAAGGGGACGAGCUAGAAGUAGGACCAAAUCAAAGUUUCAAAUUGGUCUACCGAUAACAGGAAAAUACCGAGAUCCUGAAUCAGAUCAGUACUACAACAACAACAACGGUGCAAAAAUUACGCUAGCAUCACAUUUCGACUAUGAAUAUGUCUUGGGACACAAAAUAGCGUUUUUGUGUUCGGCCAGAGGAAAUCCACGACCUCAUAUCACUUGGUAUAAGGAUGGUAGCGAAAUAUUCACACAUCAAUAUCUACAUAUUCACGAGUGGCAGAUUGGGAGAGACAAGAUAAAGAGCAAGCUGGAAAUAGAUCCGGCGACCCAAAUGGAUGCGGGGGUCUACGAAUGUACAGCUGAUAACAUGUACUCCAUAGACAGAAGGUCGUUUAAAACCGACUUCAGCAUUGCUUUCGAUUAAUACUGACUAUUCUUUGAUACUGAAUCGUUAUUGUGAUAAACUGUUAUUGAUAUUAAAAGGAGAAUUUUGAUUA
Messenger RNA from Leptinotarsa decemlineata (Colorado potato beetle), 810 nucleotides. Its product is annotated as immunoglobulin domain-containing protein oig-4. The record is from RefSeq and is a predicted model, not a curated record. Gene Ontology annotation, cellular component: neuronal cell body; plasma membrane; axon. Lineage: Eukaryota; Metazoa; Arthropoda; Insecta; Coleoptera; Chrysomelidae. Gene Ontology annotation, biological process: synapse organization; homophilic cell-cell adhesion. Gene Ontology annotation, molecular function: axon guidance receptor activity; phosphatase activity.